Sapajus apella (tufted capuchin) is the source of this 1180-nucleotide messenger RNA. RefSeq names its product putative tripartite motif-containing protein 49B. The record is from RefSeq and is a predicted model, not a curated record. NCBI's taxonomy places the organism in Eukaryota, Metazoa, Chordata, Mammalia, Primates, Cebidae. The annotation marks the transcript as partial. The transcript is spliced from 3 exons.
GAUUAUGUGAGUUUAAGACUAGAAGCAAUCAGAGCUGAAUAUCAGAAGAUGCCUGUAUUUCUCCAUGAAGAAGGACAACGUAAUUUGGAGAUGCUGAAAAAGAAGGGCAAAGAUACUUUUUGUCAACUUACUGAAAGUAAAGCCAAAAUGAUUCACAAGAGGGAGAUUUUAAGAGGAAUGUAUGAGGAGCUGAAGGAAAUGUGCCAUAAGCCAGAUGUGGAGCUACUUCAGGGAUUUGGAGAUAUAUUACACAGGAGUGAGUCUGUGCUACUGCCCAUGCCCCAGCCUGUGAAUCUAGAGCUCAGUGCAGAGCCCAUCACUGGACUGAUGGACAGGCUCAACCAAUUCCGAGGUAAGUCCCCACCCAUUGGCAGCACUCCCACUGUCUAAAUAUUAUUUGUUGUUAGGAUCACAUAGGUAGUAUUUCACACUUUAUCAGAUAUUUGUCUUCUUUAUGAACAUAAGUGAACAAUACAGCCAUGCAACCCUUUUGUACCUGUGUAUGUAUUUAUAGUCAGAUUUAUAACAUUAACAUAUAGUCAGAUUUGAAAGAUAGUGAGAAACAAACACAUUCUGGCCUCCUACGCACUGAGUUAUAUAAUGGGAAAAAGGAGUAGGGUAGCAAAUUUUAAAAAGGAGCAAAUGGAGCAGUGCUUAGAAUGAAGGUGAGGUAUUUAAUGUUAAAUACAAAAUUAUACAUUUCUUUAUUCAUUUGAACUGCUAAAAACUGUUAUUUUGGGGAAUAUAGUUUACUGUAGAUUCUUGGGGAUUUGUAUUUUUUAAAUGGAUAUAUAUUCAUAUAUUACGAAAAUUUGAGUUAAUGUAUAAAAAUAAAAAAUCAUUUUGUGAAUACAGUAAAAUUACAAACAAAACUAAGUUCAGUUUAAUUGCAAUAUGAAGAGCUAUAUGUUAAGUCUGAAAUCCAGCUUCAUCCCAGAGCUAGCAUGGAGGACCACAGAAAUAAUGGUAAAAGAUUUUGAAGAAAUCUGCUUUAAAUUACCACAUAUAACAUGGACAUAGGGAUUUUUAUCAGUUAUCUAGAGUGGUUUUUGAGUAACUGAAAAUCUUCACAUUCUUUCAAAAUGAUAACACUAAUUUUUAAGAAUAAGAAACUUUUCUAAAUAAUUACCUUGAUAACAAAAUAGGAUUUAGGGAAUAUAAUGUGUACAUUUUGCUUUGA